Molecule: messenger RNA, 1271 nt
Organism: Musca domestica (house fly)
Lineage: Eukaryota; Metazoa; Arthropoda; Insecta; Diptera; Muscidae
Gene: Noa36
Product: zinc finger protein 330 homolog
Exons: 1
Coding region: 103-1065 (320 amino acids)
Cellular component (GO): nucleus
Molecular function (GO): zinc ion binding
Source: RefSeq, a predicted model, not a curated record
GUUCAAUUGGAUUAGGUCGUUUGUGAACUACACAUCACUGAUUACGAGUCGUAAUCAUAUCCACGAUAUUACCGGAACGGACAGGAAAAGCAUUCAUCCAAUAUGCCCAAGAAAAAGACUGGUCAGAGGAAAAAGGCCGAAAAGCAAAAACUACGACUCAAAGAGAUUCGUAGCCGCGAAGUGCCCUUAGCUGAUUUCCCCUGCAAUGCUCCCAUGGAAUGUGACAAAUGCGAACGCAAGCAAAAGUCUCGAGCAUUUUGUUACUUUUGUCAAAGUAUGCAACGUCUACCGAUUUGUGCUCAAUGUGGCAAAGUCAAGUGCAUGCUGAAGACCGGUGACUGUGUAAUCAAACAUGCCGGUGUGUACACCACCGGAAUGGGUAUGGUCGGAGCCAUAUGUGAUUUUUGUGAAGCUUGGGUGUGUCAUGGUCGAAAAUGUCUGCAGACACACGCCUGCAGUUGUCCGCUGCAAAAUGCCGUUUGCUUGGAGUGCGAGAGAGGUGUAUGGGAUCAUGGUGGUCGCAUCUUUAAAUGCUCCUAUUGCAAUGGUUUUCUCUGCGAAGAUGACCAAUUUGAACAUCAAGCCUCCUGUCAGGUUUUGGAAAGUGAGAACUUUAAGUGUCAAUCGUGCAAUCGACUGGGUCAAUACUCUUGCCUGCGUUGCAAGACAUGCUACUGUGAGGAUCAUGUCCGACGCAAGGGCUUUAAGUACGAGAAGAACAAGGCCAUACCAUGUCCAAAGUGCAAUUAUGAGACAUCGGUUACCAAGGAUUUGAGUAUGUCAACGCGAUCCCAUAAAUAUGGUCGUCAACAACAAGGCGGUGCUGUGGAUAGUGAUGAUGAGUAUGGUGGUGGUGGUUAUGGCGGCUAUUAUGGUGGUUAUUCAGGCGCCGGAGCCGGUACAUCUAGUUAUGGUGCCGGAGAUUAUGACGAUGAUGAUGACGAGGAAGAUGACGACGAUGAUGAUGAUUACGAAGACGAUGACUCGGAUGAGGAAUCGGAGGAAGAAAACGAAACAGAUGGUAGUGAAGAAGACAAAAAGGAUGAUAAAGUCAAAUCAAAAUAGGGUUUAUGUUCAUAUUUUGUAAUUUACCACUUGUCAUAGAUGAAAAAAUAUAUUCGAUUUUGAACCUGGCAGUAAUGGGUUUUGUAUAUGAGCAAAACAACUACUGGCAAAAAUAAAAAAAUGUAUUUUUAAUUCAAAAAUACAUGUACAACGUUCAGAAUUAUAAGUAGAGGUCUGAGUUAAAGGCCCGUCAAUGUUAUAUAUUA